CACUCGAGCACUCGACCACUCGUCCUCUUCUUCUUUUUCUCCAGUUUGCUCUAUUCUCCUCUACUUUGCUUCAAGCGACCACUCCCACUCCCACUCCCACUCCGCUCACUCAACCUCUACAUCAACACACGCGUCCCCUGUCUCCUGUCAUCACUGUCACAUCACAUCCCAUCACAAACCUACAAGUACAAGCACCUCGAUGCACCCCGCCCCCCCGCAAAAUGGGCAGCAGCCACGCCAGGUGUCCGCGGCAGCGAGCUUCAUGGCUGCCCUCAACUCGGGGCAAGCAUACCAACCACAUCGAUCUUUCUCUGUCGGCACGACUUCCUCACAGGCUUCCCAAGAGUCUCACGAUGCCGGCGCUCACCUCGGCCGCUCCCAGAGUAUGAAGAAUCCACAACGCACCGAUGGACCCCUCUCCUUUGCCGCCGCCGGAGCCGGCCUCCAGUCUCCCUCGCCACCCGCAUCGCAUUACACCCCUCCCGCAGCCGCCAAACACCCUCUCUUCGCUCACCACGCCAUACCGCCCCAACAGCAACCAUGGUCCCCCGCCUUGUCCUAUAAGAGCGACCCGGGCCCGGUACCGCCCAUCACGAUUGACCCAAACUGCCAGACCCCCCCUUCGCCCGGUAGCACUGUUUCAAGCACCUUCUCUCCUGCCACCGCCUUCCUCCAGGCCUUCUCGUCGCGCUCUUCGGCGCCCUCCGAAAUCGCUCCAGACGCGCAGGGCGCCCGUGUCCUCGACUAUAUCCUCGGCAAGGUGCUUGGGCGCGGCGGUUUCAGCACCGUGCGCGCCGCUACCCACGUAAAGACCGGGGAGGAGUUUGCGUGCAAGAUUGUCACUCGCGAUGAUCUCAGCGAUGAGUCGGGAUCCGCCGCCCGCUUCGAGGACGAGAUACGCAUCUGGCAGACUUUACCUCGGCAUCCCGCCAUUUUGCCCCUCCUCGAUAUCAUGCGCACCGAGUACGCUACGUUUAUGAUCAUGCCUCGCCUGGAGGGCAGCCUGUUGGACGUCCUUCGCAUCGAGGGAGGGAGCGAGAGCACUGCACGCAAGUGGUUCCCCGGGUGCGUCACGGCAGUUGCGGCAUUGCACGAGGGAUUCGAGGGCUUCGAGGGUCAGAUGAUGCACGGGGAUCUCAAGCUCGACAACUUUCUCGUCGACGCCCACGGUGGGGUGUGCGUCGGCGACUUUGGCAUGGCAUGCAAAGUUGAGAUUUGCCCACCCAAGCGGGGACCCUCCCCCGCAAGCCGUCCAUCAAACCUUCCCGCCCACCUGCAGGCGCGUGGGCGACUCUCGUCUGCUCCAGAUUCGCCGCGGAACCCGUCUCGCUCGCCAGCGCGGCGACGCGACACACUCGCUACUACGGAUAUGAAUCAGCCUGGGCACCAACCAUGCCCCUCCGCCUCCCUUCCUUAUGCCUGCCCCGAGCUCUUACAUCCGUCACCGGCUGGUCCCUCCCUCGCGCAGGACAUCUGGGCGUUGGGGAUCAUUCUGUAUGCCCUCCUGACAGGCCGUUUGCCGUUCAACGACUCGUUUGACCCGCGCCUCCAAAUGAAGAUCCUCCGUGGGCAAUGGGAGGAGCCGUACGUAGGCCACGAGUGGAUCGAGGCUCUGCACGGCACGCUCCACCGCGACCCCCUGAAAAGGUGGGACAUUCGCCGUGUGCGUGAGUCUGACGCUGUGACUGGCUGGCGUGAAGUUCGCACCAAGAGCCGCAGUCGGUCUCGUGCCCGUGUCGGCGAUCGCGGACGUCGCGCACCCGGUGACUCGCCGAUCCACACUCAUCACCCCGACGGCGCGGGCCGAGGGCGGGAUCGCUCUCGUUCUCGGGCGUCUCCGCACAUCCGGCACGACAGUCAAGAGGAACGCGGCCGGUUUCUCCAUGCUCACACGGAUGGGGCGCGCUCGCGCUCGCAGAGCGGCACUAGGAAACCCGCCACCACUUCGCGCCCCAGCAGCAUGCACAAAUCCCAUCUGCAUCCCGAGGCGCUGGCGGCUGAGCUGGACACGAUAACAAUAACGCGUGGGCGCUCAGCUCAGCGCGAGGAACGCACGCCCAACUCCUCUGCUGGGUCGCUCGAACCCCGCCCUGGCAACGGCAGUCGCUCGCCGAGCGCGGCGGGACGACCCCCGCGUCCCUUGAGCGGUGCGGAACAGCGGCGUGGCCGUUCGCGUGCGCGGGAGGCGGCUGUCCCCGGGACUGCUGGCUGGUGGGAAGCACAAUUUGCGCACACUCGUCACGACGCGACGCCUCCUGGUUCGGGCACGCACUCUGGAGUGCACAGUGGCGCGCACACGCCGCCUCGCGAGACGCGCGAGCACCCGCACCCGCACUCAGCGGGCGGAAGUAGGCCACCAACGCUCGGCUUUGAGUUGGACGUGGUCGAUGAGAACGCGCCGGCACGAGGGCGCGACGCUGUAGGAGCCGGCGGGUCCAGAAGCAAGAGUCGUGGACGUCUUGACCGGCUGAAGUGAAGUGCCGAUCUAAAGUGAUGCCAUGAAAGCGGAGGAUGUUCGCAAUGGAAAGGUUGUAACUGGGAUAAUUGCAGUCCUGUAUCGAUGCAUACUGUGCAUGUCA
This is a messenger RNA of Cutaneotrichosporon oleaginosum, 2579 nucleotides long. RefSeq lists its product as uncharacterized. Gene Ontology annotation, biological process: intracellular signal transduction; protein phosphorylation. Gene Ontology annotation, cellular component: cytoplasm. Gene Ontology annotation, molecular function: ATP binding; protein serine/threonine kinase activity. The record is from RefSeq and is a predicted model, not a curated record. NCBI's taxonomy places the organism in Eukaryota, Fungi, Basidiomycota, Tremellomycetes, Trichosporonales, Trichosporonaceae.